AUGAAUGAGAGGUCAAAAAGAUGCCAAGUUGUAACCUCGUGCGUUGAGUGCUACAGACGGAAGAAGAAAUGCGAUCGCAAGAGACCAUGCAAUAAUUGUCUUACACGCCGUGUGCCAGAGUGUUGCACAUACGAACACAAUGUGAGCACUAGAGACAAUGUUCAUAUCGGGAGCUCCAGGACUGGUUCGAUAUCAGCCGCUCAAAAUAGUGAAAGUCAGCUUGCCUGGGGCGCAGAUGAAUCACCAAUAUCGGGUAGCCAUGUCGACCAAUCUGAGUUGUGGACAACUCAUACUCUGGCCCAAGACGUGAUACAGACGCUCGGUGGUGAGGGUCAGCGAGCCACCUCUCUGGCUCAGACUCCAUGGCACACCCAAUCAUCAAAUUAUCAAGCUCUGGUGUCGCAAUUACCGCCCAUUUCGAGUAUCAGGAAUAUCGUUGAGUAUUACUUUGAACACAUGAACUGGUCGUAUGAGAUAGUGCAGCAGUACUAUUGUAAAAGUCUGCUAACGCAAUGGGUCGAGGCGUCCGAAACUACUGCUUCCAUCAAUCUCGGCCUUCUGUCGAGAGACUUACAAUACUUUCCUGCGCUGGUCUUCCAAAUCAUGGCGCUAACACUCAUGUACAUACCUCUCAGCGAGGCUGCAAAGUUUCUACACGUAACGGACGGGCAGAGUCUCGAUACUCAGUCAAACCACUAUGGCGAUCUAGGAAUGAAGCUCAUGGAUCUGCUUGGCCGGCGGAAUCCUUCUGUGGUUGGUGUUCAGCAUGACCUUGUCAGAUUCGCUUGGCUCAAGAACUUCGGCUGUGGUAAAAAUUCGCUUAGAAGCCUCCAAGAUGCGGUGAGACAAGCACAAGAACUUGGUCUCCAUCAGCAAAAGGUCAUCCGCCAGCGUAAUGGACCUAUGGAAGAGACGCUGCGAUCAUUCUGGUAUGAUGAACACCUUAGAAGACUAUGGGUUCUUAUCUUCGCUUGGGACAGGGUCAAUGCCUCGCUCAAUGGUCAUCCGGUAUUGGUAGAUGGUUUAAGCUGCAACAUAAAAGUCCCUCUGGACUGUGUGUUCCCCAAAGAUCCAGCUAAAACUAUCCCAAUGUCGCUUGGCAUAGCUGGAGGUGACACUCCAUCACCGUUCUCCGUUCAUAUCUUCCGAUACACACUUGCUUGCGUAAUACAGAAGAUUCGUACUAGCAACCAAGGUGUCAAGGACUAUUCCAUCGUCCGUCGAUAUCAUGAGCGUAUGGUGGAGACUCUGGACGAUCUGCCCUCUAUACUGCGUCCUGUUCAUCUACAGCCUGAUCUUUCGUGGGAUUCGGAAUACAGGUUCUUGCAGUAUCAGAGAGAAGACGUUUCAACUACGUUGAACAUCUUUCUUCUGGCUCUGCAUCGUCCGUACAUUCAUACACAUUCCGAAAGUCGCUGUGCUGCCCUUGAUGCAUCCCUCUCAAUACUCGAGAGCCAAGAACGGUUGUUCGCUCGAGCCGACAAGCGGCACAGAAAGUACUUUGGGCAUGCUUUCUACACGGUGAGCGCAGCUAUUCUCGUCACGAUGAUCGUCGCACGCCAUCCGUCCCAGGAUCAGAACAUCCGCGCCAGGAUCAGAAGAACUCUUGCGCAAGCCAUCGAGCAGCUGUCACAGAUCAGAAAUAUCAAUUCCAUCGCAGGGUCCGCUCUCCCAUUGAUUCUUGCGUGCUACGAAAAGAUGGAAACUGCACUCCGAGAAGCCGACACGACAGUCGUUCUACCGACAGCACCAACACAAACUCCGGUUGCUUCCUUGAAUGAACUGCCAGACUUCUCCGCAUCACUCGACACAACUUCAGGAUUUCCUCUUGAAGCUCAUGAAGUGGCUCGUGACCAACCGAUGAUUGAUGCGAACUCCGUAGACAUAAACUUUACGGCAGACGGAAGCUCUCAUGCAAUUCCGUACCAGGACAAGGGCCUUGAGAACACAUCAGACUACGACGUGUCGUACUGGAUUAAUAACAUACAAAACAUUUCAGGCUUUGCUACAAACAUCCAGGAGGAGCUCAGAUGGGAUGCUUUGUUUGGCUAG
Molecule: messenger RNA, 2052 nt
Organism: Aureobasidium melanogenum CBS 110374
Lineage: Eukaryota; Fungi; Ascomycota; Dothideomycetes; Dothideales; Saccotheciaceae
Exons: 6
Coding region: 1-2052 (683 amino acids)
Biological process (GO): regulation of DNA-templated transcription; DNA-templated transcription
Molecular function (GO): DNA binding; DNA-binding transcription factor activity, RNA polymerase II-specific; zinc ion binding
Source: RefSeq, a predicted model, not a curated record